AAGAAGAAGAGAAGUUAGCAAGAUGCUGUGAUGCUCUACGUUAUUUCCGUCGUUGACCCAUCGACUAUUCUUUCAUGUGAACAUUUGUCUUUCGUGUAACAAAGUAAACGUCUGGAUAAACUCGUCUCGGCGCACUUGGAAGCGUUCCAACCAAGCUUUUAGCGUACAAGCGGCGAGCAAAGGGAGGCGGAAGUUAGCCGGCAGAGCCUCAGCGUGAGAGAAAAGUUUUGUUGAUUAUCGUGUGAAAAUGUGUAAAGUGGACAUGCUGAGAACGUUGCUGAAUCAGCGACUGAGUGCAGCCAUUGAGGAAAUUUUAGUGGUGUUUGAAAGAACGAUAGCAGAUUACGAGGAGGAACUUUGUCGCACCAAAGAGGAGAACGAGCGACAACGUCAACUACUGGACGCUGUGUUCAAGCCUCAAGCUGCGUUACACCUCGCAGCAGACGUGAAUCAAGAUCUUAAUGCUGAGCAGCAGGAGUGGAGCUCCAGGGUGGAGCAAGAGGAGCCAAAGCCGUCUUACAUAAAAGAGGAAGAGGAGAGUCGCAGAAUCGCUCCGGAGCCAGAGCAGCUUCAGGGGGUGAAAUUCCCAGUGAUUUGUGUCCCUGUGAAGAGCGAAGAUGAUGAUGACGACAGCCAAAGUGAUGAGAGCAAAGGGGCGGAGCCUCCGAGCCGCAGCUCAAACCGAAACACGACAACCGAAAGUGAUCGGGAUCAUUGUGGAGGAUCGCAAGCAGACAGACCUUUAGCUCCACUAUCUGAUAAUGGCGACACAACAUCUGACACUGGCGAUGAAACCUCGAAAAGUGAUAUGACAUGUCACACUGAUGACACACACUUGACAUGUCCUCAGUGUGGCAAAACUUUCGUCCGCAAGAGCAAUCUGAAAGAACACAUGAUGAUCCACACAGGAGAGAAACCAUUCGUAUGCUCAUUUUGCGGCAAAGGAUUCUCCCAAAAGGUAAACAUGAUUACACACACAAGAAGACACACUGGAGAAAAACCGUACACCUGCUCACUGUGCAGCAAAAGUUUUUACGAUUGUUCAGGUUUGGUUCAACACAUGAGAACACACACUGGGGAAAAACCUUUUUCCUGCUUGGUGUGCGGCAAAAGAUUCCGCGGAAAGUCAAUUUUGACGCGACACAUAAGGACACACACCGGUGAGAAAGUGUUCAGUUGCAGUGUGUGCGGCCGUAGCUUCUCUUAUAAGUAUCAACUUGAUAAACACACGUGCGCUGGCGAGAGCAACAGCAGAACAUGAAGCUGCAUGACUUUAAAUAAAGUGAAGACUUCCUAACAUUACCACCACUGGGACAGCCUUGAGCCUAACCGCGGCCAAACUUUGAGUUGCGAGGCAGCUUCAGAUAUGCUGCCGCUCGGGGUCUGUAAUGCCCUCGCAUACGGGCAAGGAGAGCCACAGUCGCCGAGCCACUUUUAGGGGACAAACAGUCAAACACACAAAUAGAAAAUGAGAACACUUGUAAGGAGCUGUCGUAGAUCACAAGUGGAGAGAUGAUGUUGUCGCUCAUUAGGCCACGCCCCUAAAGGUACACCUCCGACACACGUGUAUUACAGUAUGUACAGUCAUACACUUUAGAGAACUUUUUUUUUUUUUACAUUCUCUUGUGUUUGUGUUCAAUA
Phycodurus eques (leafy seadragon) is the source of this 1641-nucleotide messenger RNA. RefSeq names its product zinc finger protein 79-like. Gene Ontology annotation, molecular function: RNA polymerase II cis-regulatory region sequence-specific DNA binding; DNA-binding transcription factor activity. Bases 248 to 1261 code for a protein of 337 amino acids. Gene Ontology annotation, biological process: regulation of transcription by RNA polymerase II. The transcript has 2 exons. Lineage: Eukaryota; Metazoa; Chordata; Actinopteri; Syngnathiformes; Syngnathidae. The record is from RefSeq and is a predicted model, not a curated record.